GUGAGAUCGGCUUCGGGCGGCGGGUAUGAAGGAUGGAGUCAGCCUGUUAUAUUCAAUCACAGCCCUAUCCGGGUGGCCUAGUGCCCGAACCCGCCCGGAGCGUAGCCCCCAGUCCGACCAAGACGAUCCGGGACCCCCUGAGCGGCCGGAGCUACACCCGAGGGCGUCUGCUGGGCAAGGGCGGUUUUGCGCGAUGCUACGAGAUGACGGACGUUCUCACCAACAAGUGCUACGCGGUGAAGGUCAUUCCGCACAGCCGGGUCGCCAAACCUCACCAGCGGGAGAAGAUCGUCAAUGAGAUUGAACUCCAUCGUGAGCUCCACCACAAGAACGUCGUGAAAUUCUCCCACCACUUCGAGGACGGCGAGAACAUUUACAUCUUCCUGGAGGUCUGCAGCCGCAAGUCCUUGGCUCAUGUCUGGAAGGCUCGGCACACUCUGCUGGAACCCGAGGUCCGGUUUUACCUGCGACAGAUCAUAUCGGGCCUGAAGUACCUGCAUGUCAGAGGCAUCCUGCACCGCGACCUCAAGCUGGGUAAGGGAACGCCGCGCGGCCGUCAAUAUCCACAAUCUGAUCGUUUUGAGAUGUAUAAACGUCUAACGAUCUGCGGCACCCCCAAUUACCUGGCGCCCGAAGUCCUCUACAGACAGGGUCACGGCCCGGAGUCGGAUAUCUGGUCGCUGGGAUGCGUCAUGUACACGUUGCUCUGCGGCACGCCGCCUUUCGAGACUUCCGACUUAAAGGAGACGUACCGCUGUAUCAAGCAGGUGAAGUACACGCUGCCCGCCUGCCUCUCCUCCUCUGCCAAGCAGCUCAUUAUGGGGGUCCUGAAGCGCAAUCCCAGCGAGCGGCUGACAUUGGACCAGAUCCUGGAUCACGAAUUCUUCACCAAGGGUUACACUCCAGACAGACUGCCCCCCAGUAGCUGUGUGAUGGUCCCGGACCUGCACCCCCCAAACCCCGCCAGGAGCCUCUUCGCCAAAGUCGCCAAGAGCCUUUUUGGGAAAGGCAAAUCAAAAGCAAAGAAAGCUUCCUCCGAGGACAAGGAUGACAUCUCCAAACUGGUGACGGGUUUUGUGAAGUCCUCAAUCUGCCGGCAGCUCAGCUACAAGACUGUGGAUGGGACUGAGGUUUUGCCAGUUGCUGGUCACGCUCUCACCGGUAGCUGCAGCCCCGUGGAAACACUAACCGAAGAGGCUUCUGGGAAAUCUGUGUCCAGAUCUAUUCGUGGCAGUCUGGUCAGCAGCGAUGCGUUAGAAGACUGUAUCACGGCGUCCGGUGUCAUGGAAACUGCCCUCGAGGUUCUCAAAGAUUGCCUGUCCUCUAUGCCAACAGGUGAAGGUCUGCCGACUCCCCUCUCCCGACACGACAACUUUGUGUGGGUGAGCAAAUGGGUGGAUUACUCCAACAAGUACGGAUUUGGCUAUCAGCUGUCCAACCGCUGCAUUGGCGUCCUCUUCAACAACGGGACCCACAUGGUGCUGCCAGCGAAUCGCAGGUCACGGUCACCUCUCAUUACUCGGAGAGAGUUACUGGAAUGCGAAGGAGGGAAACCUGCCGGGCAGAGUUUUUUUUUGAUGGGACGUUUUAUGAGGUUGAAAGUCGGCGUUUUGACUCACCGAGAUUUCUCUGUUCAGGGCGGAGACCUUCCGUGUCACGAGGAGACGGCGCAGCCGCUGCUUCUGCUGCUGCAAUGGGUGAAGACGGAGCACGCGCUGCUGAUGCUUUUCAACAAUGGAACGCUGCAGGUGAAUUUUUACAACGACCACACUAAGCUGAUCCUCAGCAAGCCGCACGAUGCGCACCUCCUCACCUACAUAAACCGGGAGCGCAAUUCCCAGACGUUCCCGCUCAGCUCGCUGGUGGAGAGCGGCUGCAGCCUGGAUAUGUACCACCGCCUGAAAUACACCCUCAAGCUGCUGCAACAGAAAGCGCAGUCCUAAAUGCGGAGCCG
Nanorana parkeri is the source of this 1954-nucleotide messenger RNA. RefSeq names its product polo like kinase 3 (gene PLK3). The record is from RefSeq and is a predicted model, not a curated record. Gene Ontology annotation, biological process: DNA damage response; mitotic G1/S transition checkpoint signaling; mitotic cell cycle. The transcript has 13 exons. Bases 33 to 1943 code for a protein of 636 amino acids. NCBI's taxonomy places the organism in Eukaryota, Metazoa, Chordata, Amphibia, Anura, Dicroglossidae. Gene Ontology annotation, cellular component: cytoplasm; spindle pole; nucleus. Gene Ontology annotation, molecular function: protein binding; ATP binding; protein serine/threonine kinase activity.